Messenger RNA from Saccostrea cuccullata (small rock oyster), 3165 nucleotides. RefSeq names its product zinc finger protein 665-like. Gene Ontology annotation, biological process: regulation of gene expression. The coding region runs from base 11 to 2320 and encodes 769 amino acids. The record is from RefSeq and is a predicted model, not a curated record. Gene Ontology annotation, cellular component: nucleus. The transcript has 3 exons. NCBI's taxonomy places the organism in Eukaryota, Metazoa, Mollusca, Bivalvia, Ostreida, Ostreidae.
GGAAGAGACAAUGGGGAAUUCUCACCCUGUAAAUGAGAAAGAAGAAAAUCAGGAAAAUAUAAAGAGAAAAAAGGCAGCUUUUCCAUCAAGAUCGUAUUCUCCAAGUGUUUCACAUAUUCAAGGCAAUGCUGAGAACUUAAACAACUGUAAGGCAAAUGAUAAUCAGAUAGAGAAAUUGGAAAGACACAUCAGUAGUAGUGGAAAUACAAAGUCCAUUAACUGUAGCCACUGUGGGAAAAUUUUCAGUUUUUCAUGUCAAUUACAGAGACACAUGAGGAUACAUACAGGAGAAAAACCCUUCAAAUGUGAUGUGUGUCAGAAGGCAUUUAGUCAAUUUUGUACCUUACAAAUGCACAUGAGGAUACAUACAGGUGAUAAACCUUACAAAUGUGAUGUGUGUGGGAAGGCAUUCAACCAGGCAUGUCACCUAGAGGCUCACCUGAGGAUACACACAGGUGAUAAACCUUUCAGUUGUUAUGUAUGCAAACAGGCAUUUGCUCUUUCGGGACAGUUAAAGUAUCACAUGAGGACACAUACAGGUGAAAAACCUUAUACAUGUGAUGAUUGUGGAAAGGCAUUCCGCCACACAGGUAACUUAAAUACACACAAGAGGACACAUACAGUUGAAAAACCUUACAAAUGUGUUGUGUGUGACAAGGCAUUCAACCAGUCAAAUACCUUAAAGGCGCACAUUAGGAUACACACGGGUGAUAAACCUUAUAAUUGUUAUGUAUGCAAACAGGCAUUUGCUCUUUCGGGACAGUUAAAGUAUCACAUGAGGACACACACAGGUGAGAAACCUUAUAAUUGUGAUGUGUGUGGCAAGGCAUUUCGCCACACGAGUAACUUAAACACACACAGGAGGACACAUACUGGUGAGAAGCCUUAUAAAUGUGAUAUGUGUGGAAAAUCAUUCACUCUACUGUGUUCUUUAAAGAGACACAUAAACAUACAUACUGGUGAAAAGCCUUAUAAAUGUGAACUGUGUAAAAAAGCAUUUAGUGAAAAAUCACACUUGAAAAAUCACAUGAAGUUGCACACAAGUGAUAAACCUUAUAAGUGUGAAGAUUGUGGAAAGGGAUUCCUUGAAUUAAGGUGCUUACAGAAACACAGGAGGAUACAUACACGUAGAGAGAUGGCAGCACUAUCAUUCAGAUCUCAAACUCAAAGUAUGUUAUGUAUUCAAAGCGAUGCUGAAAAGUUGAACAAUUAUAGUGGAAAUGACAAUCUAACAGAAGUAUUAGAAAUGCAUAACAAUGUACACGUAAGUGCAGAGCCGCAUAUACAUGUUAGUGGAGAGCCGCAUGAAAGUUACAUCAGUGGAAAAGAUUCGUCUCAUUCAGAUCAUUUUCAGAAAGAAUUUAUGAAACAAAAUGGUAAAUUUUAUAAAUGUUCUGUGUGUGAAAAGACAUUCCUUCGACCUAGUUCCCUGCAAGCGCACAUGAGAGUCCACACUGGUGAAAAACUUUAUGAAUGUGUUGAAUGUAAAAAGACAUUCAGUGGAAAUCAAUACUUAAGGGUACAUAUGAGAGUACAUACUAAUUCUAGAAAAUGUGAUGUGUGUGAGAAGACAUUCAGCAGACCUUAUAACUUACAGGCUCAUAUGAGGAUACAUUCAGGUGAAAAACCUCAUAAAUGUGAGGUAUGCGGAAAAGCAUUCACUGUAUCAAAAUACCUAUGGAGACACAUGAGUAAACAUACUGAUGAGAAACCUUAUAAAUGUAAUCUGUGUGAGAAGGCAUUCAAACAAUCUAUUACUUUACAGGAACACAUGAGGACACAUACUGGUGAUAAACCUCAUAAAUGCCACGUGUGUGGGAAGGCAUUCUCUUUAUCUGGAUCAUUUAGGCAUCACAUGAGGACACAUACCGGUGAAAAACUUUACAAAUGCGACGUGUGUGGGAAGCCAUUUUCUGACUCCUGUAACUUAAGGAAGCACAUAGAGACACAUAGUGUCCUGAGAAAUGAGAAGCUUUAUGAAUGCAAUUUGUGUUUAAGAUUAUAUUCUGAUUUGAGUUCUUUACAGCAACACAUAAAGAUACAUACUGAUAGUAAACCAUACCAAUGUGAUCUGUGUGAAAGAGCAUAUUUGAAAAAAUCGAAUUUGGAUAUUCAUAUGAGGAAACACACCGGAGAAAAGCCCUAUAAAUGUGAUGUGUGUGGAACAGCUUUUCCUUUAGCGUGGAGCUUAUCCAGACACAUGAAGACACAUACUGGUGAAAAACCUUUUGAAUGUGAUGUGUGUGGGGAAGCAUUCACUGAGUCACAUACCUUACGCAGUCACAUGAAGCUACACAUCAGUGACGAACAUGAUAAAUGAAAAGUUACACACAAGUAACAAACAUAGUAAAUGCGAAGUUACACACAGGUGACAAAUAUUGUAAAUUUGAAGUUACACACAGAUGACAAAUAUUGUAAAUGUGAAGUUACACACAAUUGAAAAAUAUAUUGUAAAUGUGAAGUUACACACAGAUGACAAAUAUUGUAAAUGUGAAGUUACACACAGAUGACAAAUAUUGUAAAUGUGAAGGUAUACACAGAUGACAAAUAUUGCAAAUGUGAAGUUACACACAGAUGACAAAUAUUGUAAAUGUGAAGUUAUACACAGAUGACAAAUAUUGUAAAUGUGAAGUUAUACACAGAUGACAAAUAUUGUAAAUGUGAAGUUACACACAGAUGACAAAUAUUGUAAAUGUGAAUUCACACACAGAUGACAAAUAUUAUAAAUGUGAAGUUACACACAGAUGACAAAUAUUGUAAAUGUGAAGUUACACACAGAUGACAAAUAUUAUAAAUGUGAAGUUACACACAGAUGACAAAUAUUGUAAAUGUGAAUUCACACACAGAUGACAAAUAUUGUAAAUGUGAAGUUACACAUAAGUGUCAAACAUAAUAAAUGAGAAGUGUGUGUGAAAAGGUGUUUUCCUUGUCAAAAAUCUAGAAGAGAAACAUAGAGAUACAUAUGAAUGUGUAGUAUGUGGGAUGGUAUUCACUGCCCACUUUCAUUUUGACGGUCGGUUACGGAUUCCAAUACUUACUUCAGCCUAUAGAGAUCUAGACGUUCUGAAAGACGAUUGUGACAUCACGUUCAAAUUAUACAAAUCUAUUUUGUGGAAUAAACACUAAUGUUCUUUUUCAUGUAAACUCCAAAAAGUUUUUAUUCAA